CUGAUCGUGGUCAAUGGUCAUUUGCAUAUAAUUUGCAUUUAUUGAUACGCUGUUUGCUUGCUAUUUGCGAUAAAAAUAAUCAUUAACACGUCCACUGUGUCAAAGAAUAGUUGUGAUUACAUUUUCUUCGUGAAUUUCAAUAAUGGGGGCCCUCGCCAGCAGGCAGAACGCUGGUGUAGAGGAGGCCGAUGUCGUGUCGAAUCAUGCAUACAAAUAUCCACCUCGCUCAGGUAACUACUUCGGCAGCCACUUCAUCAUGGGUGGCGAGAGAUUUGACACCCCGCAGCCCGAAGCUUACUUGUUUGGAGAAAAUGCUGACUUGAACUUCCUGGGCAGCCGUCCUACUCCUUUCCCAUACCCACCACCACAAUCAAAUGAACCGACCAAAACUCUCAAAAGCCUCGUAAACAUCCGCAAGGAGUCACUCAGAUUUGUCCGCUGCCCGGAGCCGGUGGGCAAGCUGGUGGAAAACAACAAGAUCGGAGACAGCAUGAUCAAACCCGUGGAGAACGGGAAGGGGACGUAUUAUAAUAUAGAGUUUACUUUUGACUGUGAUGCCAGGAUUGCCAUCACUAUAUUCUACUUCUGCACUGAGGAAGUUACUCCAACUGGUGUUGUGUACUACCCCCGUGACCCAGCCAUGACCUCCCAAACGUACCACUACAAGAAAGGCGCGAACCAGCAGUUCUGUCAGCUCGCACACGUCUUCGACCCCUCCCGACAUGCUGACGAGGAACUAUUAUACAAUGCGGACACUGAGAUCAUCCCAGUCGCUAUAUACUGCGUUGUUGACGAGGGACAAGACGAAAUCCGCCAAUCGCACACUACGAUAGCAAUAGUGGAGAAGCACUCAGACGGCACUUACGUACUGAAGGCGCUCAAACAGAAACUGUUCGUGGACGGGCUGUGCUACCUGCUGCAGGAGAUCUACGGCAUCGAGAACAAGAAUCUCGACACUAAGCCAAGCUCCGACGAGGAAACCGAAGAGGGCGGCUCAGAAUGCGUCAUCUGCAUGUGCGACGUCCGCGACACCCUCAUACUGCCGUGCCGCCAUCUUUGUUUAUGCAACUCGUGUGCGGACUCUCUGCGGUACCAGGCGAAUAACUGCCCGAUCUGCAGAGCCCCGUUCAGGGCGUUACUGCAGAUCAGGGCUUUACAACGAGCCACCGCACCUGCGCCCCCCGCGAGCCCGCCGCUGGGGAGUAUGGAGAACAUCCCGGCGGGCUACGAGCCGGUGUCCCUCAUAGAGGCGCUGAACGGGCCGCCCCCCGCGCGCGCCCCGCCGCAGCUGCAGCCCGCCAUCGCCAGCCCCGACACCGACACCGCCUCGCAGGCGGCAGAGAUCCUGAACCGCUGUAACCUCGAGCGCAGCUCCUCCACCAGUCUCGGCAGUGCGCUCAACAACACACAUGCUCUCACUCCAGAGUUCCGCAUGUCAGUGCUCUUGGCUCGUGAGCAGGAUGGCAGACGUGAACGAGCCGCCAGCCCGCUGCUGCGCGAGCCCGCGAGGGUCAGCCCUGAGGCUGUCAAUAAGUCAUCCUUAAGCCUGGAAUACCCCGCGGAGGCGUCCGUCCACGAGCCGAGCUCCGAAGACGAGGGCUCCGCCGAGCUGGCCCUCGCUGAACCCGAGCCGGCUGAAGAACACGAGCCCGACAGCGACGCCGAGCGACUGUCGCCUCUAUUGACACAGCCGCAACCACCAUUACAGCCUAACGGGGGCUCCGCCGAGCUGGCUCUCGCUGAACCCGAGCCGGCCGAGGAGCACGAGCCCGACAGCGACGCCGAGCGACUGUCACCUCUAUUGACACAGCCGCAACCACCAUUACAGCCUAACGGGGAUAUGGAGACGAGGGCUCCGCCGAGCUGGCUCUCGCUGAACCCGAGCCGGCUGAAGAACACGAGCCUGACAGCGACGCCGAGCGACUAUGAACCUCCUCAAGGAUAUGGAGACGAGGGCUCCGCCGAGCUGGCUCUCGCUGAACCCGAGCCGGCCGAGGAGCACGAGCCCGACAGCGACGCCGAGCGACUGUCGCCUCUAUUGACACAGCCGCAACCACCAUUACAGCCUAACGGGAUGAACCUCCUCAAGGAUAUGGAGACGAGGGCUCCGCCGAGCUGGCUCUCGCUGAACCCGAGCCGGCUGAAGAACACGAGCCUGACAGCGACGCCGAGCGACUUUGAACCUCCUCAAGGAUAUGGAGACGAGGGCUCCGCCGAGCUGGCCCUCGCUGAACCCGAGCCGGCCGAGGAGCACGAGCCCGACAGCGACGCCGAGCGACUGUCGCCUCUAUUGACACAGCCGCAACCACCAUUACAGCCUAACGGGGUGGGUCACCUGGGCGCUCGUUCGCGCACGCGCUCUCCGCUGCCGGCGCUCGCGCACAUCGACGACCCCGACCCCGACGUGCCCGCCUCCCCCCGCGCAUCAGCGAGCUCUGCGGGCUCGGCGGGGUCGCCGCCGGCCGAGGACUCGGACUAUUUCACGCCGGAGGACACCGCCACCACCAUUCUGACCGUGCCCAAGCACAAACAUUCUGAGCUGAUGGGCAACGGGCCGGCGGCCGGCGACGGCACUCCGCAGCGCUGGGCGCUGCCGCAUCGCGUCACUUCCUUGCCAGGCACGCCGCUCUCGCAAUCGUCAGUGCGUUCAUCAGGCGACUCCUACAGCUCGACGUCGUCCACUCGGCAGCUGCUCGCGGCCGCGCCGCUGCCCGCCGACACCGCGUGCUAGCGCCAGCCAUGUGUUAUGACCGCGCAUGUCGCUAUACAGCCGGGUAACACCUAGCUGCAUGGUAACUUGGUGUCGUCAGAUGGGAUACAAUGCUUCAUUGGAUGGUCUAUACAGGGUGUAAUCGUUAAGUGUGGCCAGGCGAUAAUUGCGUAAAUAUAACAGACAUCAGAAAACUUCCAAUUGAUGUCGAAAGUGCGUUAUCCGAUGAGUAAAAUUACAUUAAUAACUUUUUUUUAAGAAAAGCAGAAAUAUCCCAAACAUUAACUUCAAACCCCCCCAUACAUUUAAUACGACAAUUCACCCCUCAAAGAACGUCGGUGUCGUAAAAGAUAAAACUGCUUGAGAUGCAUUAUUUGCACAUUCGAUAUCAAUUUGAAGUUUUCUGAUAUCUGUUAUAUUUACGGAAUUAUCGCCUGGCUACACAUUAUACCCUGUAUGCUAAGUCAAAGAUGACGCGUGACAUUCGCCUUGUAAUUUUUUUAAGUAUUAUAGUCCGCGGGAUAAUUAACAGAAAACGAAAUAGAAUUAUUGGUGUCGUAUUUAAAAUUAUCGAACAUUACUUAUUAGCCGCUUUUGGAAAUGUGGAACUUAUAUAGUUCAUCAUGAAGUACUUUCAAUAUGCUUUGAGAGAUUUUACUAUUUAGAUUUACAAAUGAUUAAAAUUGUGUAUUGUUAUUACCUCCCUGAUAUUUAGAUUUAUUUGUAUAUAAACAUCAAUUACCGAUAUUGAUCUUCGCUCAAGUUUAUAAAUCGAUAUCUCUAUCGUAUUUAAGAUUAAUAAAGUUAUAUUAUGUACUAAUACUAAUUACUUCAGGUCUAGUCACAAAAGCUGGCGCGAGAUUCGUACCAUCGUCGAGACUGGGGGUCUACCGCGAAAUUUAGUUAUCUGUCGCUCUAAUAUGCAAGAGUAAUAGAGAGACAGCUGAUGAAAUCUCGAUUUUCGCGGUAGGUCCUCUGUUAACUGACAAUCGAUCGCCCUUUUUGCUAAGGUAUAAGACAUAGACUAGGAAUCCUCUAGACGUAGUUUAGAGCAAUUAUGCAACCGAUGCUGCCAAAAAUGCGGGGGUGCGCGGGACGAGGUGAGCGAAGUCCCGUGCCGUGAUUGGUCCGUUCAAACGACGAACGAGUUCACGGACGUCACGCAAAGACACUUUCGACUCGAACAUGGAGUAAAAUUACCGUAUGCGUGGCAGCGGGGGUAGCGCGACUAUGCUCAGUCUAGAGGAUGUUUUGUCUGUGGUAUAAGAUCCAUCCAUGGUCAAGAAUUUCGCUAUUAUGUUAGUAUGUUUUAAUUGGUAUUCGGCGCCAACUUCUGUGAAUUGAUCUGUACAUAAGUAUUAUUAGUUAAAGUGUAGGCUAUCUUUUUCAAUAUAUUACAUUAGUUUUAAGGUUUCAGAUUUUUAUAUUAUUCAAUGUAAAAGAAGAAACAACAUGUAAAUUUCUUCUUGAUGACUCUAAAAAUGUAUAUAGGUUAACAUAAUCGGUAUGAAAUCAGAACACAUAUGUAUUACAAUUAUAUAACUGUGUUUGACAAGUCAAUGUAUAAAGUAGAUGUUAAAUGUAAGCAUAAUGGACUGACAAAAACAUUCCUGGUCUUCAGCACUGAAUCUCAGAAUAGAAUGGUAGCUAACUUUAGCUAAGUAACUUUAUUGUGGUUCUGUAUCUAUAAGUUUACUCAUUUUAUUAUCUUUGAAAUUUAUGGAUUACUUUAAAAAAAAUUAUUUCAAUAAACUAUAAGAAUGUUAAUUUUGUGUUUCA
Messenger RNA from Cydia fagiglandana, 4489 nucleotides. RefSeq names its product probable E3 ubiquitin-protein ligase MGRN1 (gene Mrgn1). The coding region runs from base 143 to 2731 and encodes 862 amino acids. The transcript is spliced from 19 exons. Gene Ontology annotation, molecular function: ubiquitin protein ligase activity. The record is from RefSeq and is a predicted model, not a curated record. Gene Ontology annotation, cellular component: cytoplasm. Gene Ontology annotation, biological process: protein ubiquitination. Lineage: Eukaryota; Metazoa; Arthropoda; Insecta; Lepidoptera; Tortricidae.